Theobroma cacao (cacao) is the source of this 3636-nucleotide messenger RNA. The record is from RefSeq and is a predicted model, not a curated record. NCBI's taxonomy places the organism in Eukaryota, Viridiplantae, Streptophyta, Magnoliopsida, Malvales, Malvaceae.
CAUUCACUCUGGUCAAACUCGCAUUUUCCUCGACUUAGUGGUAAAGUUCUUCAAAUCAAAAGCAGGAAGUCUCCUCAAAGCCAACAAGCGCAUUAACUCUUCUUUGUUUUGUCAGUUCAAAAAUCAAAUUUUAUAUAAAAAAGAAAAAAAAUACAUGGGCAAUUUGUGCUCAAUCCAAAUCUCAACAGAUCACACAGUCUCUCGUUGUUGGGAUUGCAUAGUUGGACGAGCGAAUUACACUUGUAAGCUAGAGAAAAACCUUAGAGCUCUGCGUGUUGCAGUGGAGGAAUUGAAAGCACUAAGAGAUGACGUGAAUCGGAGGGUUCAUUGUGCUGAACAACAACUCAUGAUCAAGCGGCUUAGCCAAGUUCAAGUUUGGCUUUCAAGAGCGGAAACUAUGAUAAUGGAAUCUGAGGAAUUGAUAAGAGAUGCCUCUACAGAAAAGGAGAAACUAUGUCUCGCAGGCUGCUUCUCCAAGAAUUGCAAAUCUAGCUACAAGUUUGGUCGACAAGUGGCUAAGAAACUUAAACAAGUAGUUGAGCUAAAGAGUAAAGGAGUUUUUGACAAGGUAGCUGAGAACGAACCUACAGGUCCAGUGGAUGUGAGACCGAUUGAGCCCACCGUGGGCUUGGAAUCAACAUUGGCUAAGGUCUGGAGCUUGCUCCAAGACAAACAAGUUGGAAUGAUUGGUUUAUACGGAUUGGGAGGAGUUGGGAAGACAACACUCUUGACCCAAGUUAACAACAAGUUGAGUGGUAAUCCAUUAGAUUUUGAUGUUGUAAUUUGGGUGGUGGUGUCUAAAGAUCACACGGUCGAAACCGUUCAAGAAAAGAUUGGGAAAAGGGUAGGCCUUUUUAAUGGGUGGAUGCAGAAUAAAAGUUCUGAUGAGAAAGCUGUAGACAUCUUCAGGAUUUUGAGUAAAAGAAAAUUCGUUUUGUUCUUGGAUGAUGUAUGGGAACGGGUGCAUUUAACCAAGAUAGGGAUACCUUUGCCGAGCCAGGAAAAUGGUUCCAAGGUUGUUUUCACUACUCGUUUUUUAGAGAUAUGUAACGAAAUGGAAGCUCAGAAAGUCAAGGUAGAGUGUUUGAGAGCAAAUGAAGCUUGGGAAUUGUUUCGAGAGAAAGUUGGAGAAGAAACCCUUCAUAGCCAUCCAGAUAUUCCAGGGUUAGCCCAAAAGAUGGCUGCAAAGUGUGGUGGGUUGCCUCUUUCACUAAUUACUAUUGGCCGAGCCAUGGCCAGCAAGAAGACUCCCCAAGCAUGGGAAUACGCAAUUGAGGUCCUGAAGAAAUCUGCACAUAAAUUGGCAAGAAUGGGACAAGAGGUGUAUCCUGUUUUAAAAUUCAGUUAUGAUAGUUUGCAUUGUGACACGAUGAGAUCUUGCCUCUUGUACUGUGGUUUGUAUCCUGAAGAUGUUCUUAUUUUGAAAUCUGAGCUGAUAGAGUAUUGGUUCUGUGAGGGGCUCUUGGAUGAAUUUGACAGCGUAAGAAGAGCUCGAUUGCAAGGAUACAACAUCAUCGAUUCUCUUGUUAAUUCUUGUUUAUUAGAAGAAGAUGGAGAAUACUACGUGAAGAUGCAUGAUGUGAUUCGUGACAUGACAUUGUGGAUAGCAGGCGAGUCUGAAGCACCUGAAAAGAGCUUUUUUGUACAAGCAGGGCUCCAAUUGACUGAAACACCAGAUGUUGGAAAAUGGGAAAAUGUAAGAAGAUUAUCAUUGGCAGGCAAUAAAAUCAAAGAUCUCACAUCAACACCCACAUGUCCUAAUCUUGAAACUUUGUUACUUAACUAUAAUGAGUUGGAGGUGAUCAGUGAUGGCUUCUUCAAAUUGAUGCCUAAUCUCAGAGUUUUGAACUUGGCAGGUAACCGGGGUCUGAGACAAUUGCCAGAGGGAAUUUCAGAAUUGGUUUCACUGGAAUGUCUUAAUCUAUCACGGACAGGGUUAAGAGAGCUGUCAAUUAAGCUGAAGAGCCUGACGAAAUUAAGAUACCUGGACCUGAGAUACACGGACGAUCUUAGAAGAAUUCCAGGGAAGCUGAUAUCUAGCUUCCCAAAGCUGCAAAUAUUCAGAAUGUUUCGGUCUGGUGGUGGUUAUUCUCAAGAAGAAAUGGUUGCAGACAAUGAAGAUGGAAUAGUGGAAUUGGGGUGCUUGCCACAUUUGAAUGGAGGGAUUAAUGAUUUUCAUAAUCCAUACGAAACAGAAGGAGACAAUCUCCUGAAUGAUGGUAAUGAAGGUCUAAUAGAGGAAUUGGGGUGUUUGCAAUCUUUGAAUACGCUGAGUAUUCAUAUAAUGAGUGCUUCUGCUCUUGAAAGAUUUUUGAGCUUCCCCAACUUACCAGGCUGCACUCAAGAACUAUCUCUUUGUGCUUUUAAAGAGUCAAAGUCAUUAAAUGUUUUAUCUUUAGCAAAUAUGCAGUGUCUAGAGAGACUAGAUAUCAGUGAAUGUGCAAGACUGGAAGAGAUGAAGAUAGAGAAGGAAGGGGAAGGAAGAAUGAUACAAGCCUCACUGUUUCGUACCCUUCGAGAGGUUACCAUAUUUGAGUGCGGCAAUUUGAGGGACAUGACAUGGAUUAUUCUUGUUCCAAAUCUAAGAUUUCUUUGGGUUGUUAAUUGCCUAAAAAUGGAAGAAAUAAUGAGCAAGGAAAAAAUGAGUGAAGCUGCAGAUCUGGUUAGAAGUUUGAAUCCAAACCCAUUUGCUAAGCUACAAAAUCUUACUUUACAAUUUUUACCAGAGUUGAAGAGUAUACACUGGGAUGUGCUACCCUUCCCAUGUUUGACAGAAAUAUUUGUGAGAGAAUGCCCCAAACUGAGGGAGCUCCCUCUUAGCUCGGACAGUGCUAAGGGAAAUCCAAUCUGCAUUCAAGGAGAAAAGGAGUGGUGGGAAACGCUAGAAUGGAAGAAUAAAGCCACUCAGAAUGCUUUUCUGCCUUUCUUCGAACCCCACUGAUGGUGAAAUAAAGAGAAUCCUGAAGACAUCAGAGCUGUGAGAUUUUGGAAAGUCCAGCUAAGAAAGUUAUUGUAGGCGACUUUGAGAUAUUAAUGAAGACUGCAAACGCAUGAAAUGAUUCAACACACAAUGGUGUUUUUGGACUUCAAUCUUUGCUGUCAUCCUGUGUAUCUUUGGAAGCAAGAAAUUGCAAACUGUUUGAAAAUAGGAUGAAUCAACUUCCAGAUAGUUUGUAACAUUGUGGUUAGAAUAAUCUCAAUUCACUUGGCAUCGCAGCUAGGAACUUUCCUUGCUUUUAAUGACUUAGUAGCCUUCUUAGUCUACUAACGAGUAUGAAUUUUCCCCAAUUUCCAGAUAAUUAUAAUCCACAGUUUGGUGCUUGCAACAAGUCUGUUUGUUUGAUGAUAGCUACAUGCAUAUGUCAAAAUCAACAGUGGAGAGGAAGAAUGCUGGAAAUAGUUAGAAUGGGAGGAUCGAUGUAGUGACUCUGAACACUUCUUUACAAAAUGGUCUACAGUUUUCUUGAGUAUAUGACCUCGAGAGGCUGAAAAAAAAUGAAGAUUAUUGCAAUUGCAUCAAUUUCCUUUUAUCUUAAGACCCUGCUACUGUUAUUUUGUAUUUUUCCGGUCUUUGUUUGCUAUCACAUUCUGUAAUUGAAUUGUUUGGCAGGUAUUUUGAUUCAUAUAAAUCAACCA